This is a messenger RNA of Bombus terrestris (buff-tailed bumblebee), 683 nucleotides long. RefSeq lists its product as uncharacterized. The record is from RefSeq and is a predicted model, not a curated record. The coding region runs from base 159 to 683 and encodes 174 amino acids. NCBI's taxonomy places the organism in Eukaryota, Metazoa, Arthropoda, Insecta, Hymenoptera, Apidae. The transcript is spliced from 3 exons.
CGAGCGUUUCGCUAAGUUACCAGCAACAAGGAUGUUUUCUAUUGGACUGUUUCAACCAAUCAAGAUAUAGCAUUGGUUUACGCGGGAAUGCUUUGGCGGCAUGCCGCCAUAUUGCAAACCCGUUCAAACUAUAAGUUGCUAGACACACUACUGAAAAGAUGGACUGUAACAAUCAUAAUAUUGAUCAAUUAUUAUCAUUCGAUCAAUUAUACCGAAUGUACAAGGAGAUAGGCGAUGUUGAAUCAGAAUUACUAGAAUGCCAAAAAGAAUGUGCAACUACCGAGAUAGAAAUAUAUAAUGUGAAUCAAUUGAAAGAUAAGGGGACAUAUGUAUUGGAAAAUGUGAAGAGAAGAUACAAUGACUUAGAGGAAGAAUUAAAGGAAGUUCAUUGUAAUUAUUUAAAAUGCAUUGAGAAGACAAACAAUGAAACUAUUCAACAGAAAAUUGAUUCAUUAACAUUGCAGAGAGAUAAUUUGAGAAGAGAAUUAGAAGAAUUAAACAAAGCAGCAGACGAAAAUACUAAAAAAAUAAUGGCAGUGAAAAAAAUGAUUAAAAUUCAAGAGAAGAAAAAUAUGGCGCUAAUACGAAAAUUGAAAAAAUUUCAGAUAACGCCAGAUUUAAAUGAUAGAGUAAAUAUGAUCCUAACUGAUCCCAGACUUACCAAACAAAAAAAUUCUAAUUAA